Messenger RNA from Yamadazyma jaroonii, 2091 nucleotides. The record is from the annotation of a GenBank genome assembly. Lineage: Eukaryota; Fungi; Ascomycota; Pichiomycetes; Serinales; Debaryomycetaceae.
AUGACUGAAUUCAACGAAGAAGAAAUAUCAGUUAACCCUUAUGCUGAUAAGUUUUUCCCCAACUCAAGACAAGUAUGGAGAAUUGCUUCAAACUUGAAGAAAUUAAUCGAUGAAAUCAUCCCUAUUCAAUUCAAAGAAGAAGAUAUAACGCAACCCAACUCACCAAUUAUCAAUGAACAAGUGAUUUCCUUAGUUUAUGAGGCUGCUGGUGGAAGAGGAGAUGGGAAAUUAGGUUCAUCAUCUCAUAGAUAUCAAGCUUCAAUCGUUUUCUGUUUGUUAAAAGUUUGUGGAUGGUAUUGGCAACAAUCAGAAUUCGAAUUAUAUGACACGGGUUUAUUUAAUUUAAGAGCUAUUGCUGCACAAAACUUAGCUGCUAUUAUCAUUGAUAGAACCACUAAUGAUGAGUAUUUGUUCUUAGCUAUGUUAUGUCAUAGAUAUUCAAUCUGUCUUAAUGAUGAAGAUUCUGUACCUUUAAAUGUUAUGGAAUUAGCUGUUGAUAUGCAUUGUACUACAGUUAUUGGAUCUUCAGGUUAUCAAAGAUGUAUCAAAUGGUUAUGGAGAGGUUGGAUAGUUCAAAGUGAGAAGGAUCCUUAUUCUUAUGAAUUAUAUAGAGGUGCUUCAUCUCAUAAAUUAUCUACUCAUUUUAAUCCUUCCAGAGUUAAAACUCCUUUAUAUCAAAAUAUUUUGGAAAUUUUCCUUAGUUUGGUUUACCUUGGUUUGUUUUCCAUCGUUUUGAAUACUCAUAAUUUACCAAGUGAAGGAUUAGAUGUAUUUGAAGUACUUUUCUAUAUCUUUACAUUAGGUUUGAUUUCUGAUGAAUUGAUCAAAUUUUAUCAUAUUGGAUACAAUUAUUUUGGUUUCUGGAAUGCUUUUAAUGAUGUUAUGUACUCAAUUGUUGCUGUAGCCGUUGGAUUUAGAAUUGCUAGUUUGGUUCAUAACAAUCCUAGUAAAGAAAUUUAUGAUGAAAUGUCUUUCAGAAUCUUAUCUUUAGCUUCACCAAUGAUGUGGUCAAGAUUAUUAUUAUACUUGGAUGCACAAAAAUUCGUUGGAGCUAUGAUUGUGGUUAUUAAGACUAUGAUGCAAGAAUCUAUCUUAUUCUUUGUUAUGUUGUUCUUUAUUCUUGUAGGAUUCUUACAAGGAUUUUUAGGUUUAGAUGCAGCUGAUGGUAAAAGUGAAGAAACCAAAGCUAUUUUCCUUUUCUUAGUCAAAAGUGUUAUUGGAUCUUCAGGGUUUGCUGAUGUUGAAAUGUUAGUUCAACCUUAUGCUUCAAUAUUAUAUUUUGUAUUCACAUUUGUUCUUAGUGUUAUUUUGAUGAAUAUUUUAGUGGCUUUAUAUUCAACUGCUUAUGCUAAUAUUGUUGAUAAUGCCACUGAUGAAUAUUUUGCUUUAGUUGCACAAAAAACUUUAAGAUAUAUUAGAGCUCCCGAUACUGAUUUAUUCAUUCCUCCAUUUAAUUUGGUAGAAUUCCUUUUAACUCCAGUUUUUGCUUUUGUACCUUAUAAAUAUGUUAAGACCAUCAAUCAUUUCGUAUUAUUGACCUUGUAUUCACCAUUAUUGUUAUAUAUUUCCAUUGACGAGUUAUCAAAUGCUAGAAGAAUUCAUUAUAAUAGAUAUAAAGGAUUAGCUGAUGAUGCUAAUGAAAUCGAUACCGAAUGGGACUUAACUGAUGGAUAUGUUGAUUCAACCGGUGAUGCAUGGGAUGCUAUCCAAGAAAGUAAUAGUCAAGUUUCCCAAGCUUUACAAGAUCAAAGAAAUGCUGAAAAUGAAGAUCCUGAAUUCAAGAUUAAUCUUAUCGAGUUCCAUGAAAAGAUUAAAAAUAUUGUUCAACCAGUUACCGAAGCUCAUAAGGUUGGUGUCAAAUGGGAAUUAAUGGAAAUUUACACAAAGAUCAAUAAAUUGACUGAAUUAGUUGAAGUAGUUGUUGAAGAGAAUAAACUCUUGAAACGAGCUGCUAAGGUAGAAGCUGCCAAAGUUGAAACUAAAGAAGAACCAGUUAAAGAAGAACCUGUGAUCAAACAAGAACCGGAGAAGAAGAGCAAAUCUAACGAAUCCGUCAAAUCUAAGGAUUCAAAGAAAUCCAAGAAGAAAUAG